Messenger RNA from Sus scrofa (pig), 4832 nucleotides. The record is from RefSeq and is a predicted model, not a curated record. Lineage: Eukaryota; Metazoa; Chordata; Mammalia; Artiodactyla; Suidae.
UUUCCUUUGGGUGUGUGUUUUUGCAAAGUACUGAAUGUCCUAGGUUGUUACUCUUAUGUCUCUCUAAGUGGUAUUGCAUUUAAAAAAGAAAAUUAAUUGUGAGUGAUUAUAAACUCUUAAAAGAGUGUCAGGUCGUCAUUUAUUGUUUGAAUAAAAUCAUGUGUCUGGUGAUUCCAUUAUGAUCAUGUCCCUUAUGCAUUGGUAGGUAGUAAACUAUCUGCCUUUGCUUUAGUCACUAAAUUGGUAAUGGUGGUGACAGUAUUAUUGAUACUAAUGGUAUUAGUGAUAUUAGUGAAAAACACCAUUAUUGAGUGUUAACUGUGUACUAGACACCUGUAAACACGUCAUAUGCCUUGUCAUACUUAAAUUCUUUACAAAUUCUACAAGAUACUUGUUAUUUCCUACACUUUACAGGUAGGAAAAGCUGUACCUAAAAAGCUUUAAUUAUGUUGAUGUUGUAGAACAGCCCCCUUCUUUAACUGGGUUCAGGUGGGUGUUUUCUUCUGUGAUUGGGUUGCUAGUUAAGGAGGAAGGUGAAAGUAUACAUCCCAGAAGGCCAAAUCAGUAACUCUUCAGUCAUUAAAUCAAGCAUAGAUCAUUUAUGUGAAGGACAAAAUAGGAGAAAUGUUUAUGUAGUAUGCAUAUAGUUUAUAACUCAGUAAAAUGAAUUUUCAGGCACCCUUGGAGCUACAGAGGAGAGGAAACAUAACCAGGGACAGCAUUUGGUUUCAUUGUCCUCGUUAUGCUCCAUGGUGUCCUGCUUGUCAGAACCUUCAACCAGAAUGGGAAAGUUUUGCUGAAUGGGGAGAAGAUCUCGAGGUUAAUGUUGCAAAAGUAGAUGUCACAGAGCAGCCAGGACUAAGUGGACGAUUUAUCAUAACUGCUCUUCCUACUAUUUAUCAUUGUAAAGACGGUGAAUUUAGGCGCUAUCAAGGCCCGAGGACUAAGAAGGACUUCAUAAACUUUAUAAGUGAAAAAGAGUGGAAGAGUAUUGAACCCAUUUCCUCAUGGUUUGGUCCAGGUUCUAUUUUGAUGAGUAGUAUGUCAGCACUCUUUCAGCUAUCUAUGUGCAUCAGGACUUGCCAUAACUAUUUUAUUGAAGACCUUGGAUUACCGGUCUGGGGAUCAUAUACAGUGUUUGCUUUAGCAACUCUGCUUUCGGGACUCUUAUUAGGACUCUGCAUGAUAUUUGUGGCAGAUUGCCUUUGUCCUUCAAAAAGGCGUAGACCACAGCCAUAUCCUACCAAAAAAUUAUUACCAGAAUCUUCUCAACCUUUGAAAAAAGUGGAGGAGGAACAAGAGGCUGAUGAAGAAGAUGUUUCAGAAGAAGAAUCUGAAAGCAAAGAAGGAACAAACAAAGACUUUGCACAGAAUGCCAUAAGACAACGUUCCGUAGGUCCUUCAUUGGCCACAGAUAAAUCCUAGUUAACUUUUACAAAUAUUUUAUAUGAUUUUGACAUGAACAGAAGAUUGAUCAUUUCUUUUGGUUUGAAGUGAACUGUGACUUGGCUUGUAUAUUGCAGGGUUCAGUCUAGAUUGCAUUAGAGUCAAUAGUCUACCUUCGGAAAAUAAAAGUAGCAUUCUGUGAAAAAGUUUGAAAUAGGAUUUGAGAACAGCAUGGUGGUUCAAACAGCUCUUUAAUUUUUGAAAAAUCUGUGCCAAGCAAUAAGAUUUCUUUGUGUUUCUUAAUAACCUUUUCAAGUCUGAGUUGAAAAAUUAACAUUUCCAAAGUAUUGCAUUAAUGAGGUAUUUAAGGAGAUUAUAGAAAAAGAUUUCUCGUUUGUUAACAAUUUUUCUCCGUUUCACUGUGUGAAGAAGAGAGUGUAUUUCCCAUAAAUGGGAACUUUGCCCAUUGUCUCAAGGAAUGUGUAUUUCAGUGACAACUCUGGUUCUUUUAGAGAUAAGGUCCAAAAUUUCAUCAUAGAUUUAGAUUAUUCAACUAAUAAAAAUUACACUGUUUUUUCUUUAUACUUUUCUGCACAUAGCAGAGAAUAUGUUUAGGAAGUUUUUAUGAGUCCAUUGUGUUGCUUUGAUUUCUAUAAAGAGUGGUUGCCACCUUUGUUCUCUUUUUAGUGUAUGAUUUAAUUUUUCUUACCAUGGGUUACAUUUUUCAUUUUCCAUGUUGGAUACUCUCCUGAAAAUGCUUUUCAUGUUUUAAUAGUCCUUUUUAUUUAUUGUUUCAAACUGAACUUUACUGUGGAAUUCUUAAAAUUGAAGAGCUGUCUAGUUGGCCACUUGUUUAAGAUUUUACAUUACUCUUGCUGAACAUCUACUUGAACUUUUUUUUGAAUAUGAAGGUGAACAUUCCUAAUUUUUAUUUGAUUUUGUGGAAAAGCCUUUGGUAUUUUACGUUUUAAAAAUUUCAUAGAAACUUAAUUUGAUACAAAAGUUAACAUUCUACUCAGGAAAAAGCAUCUUGGAGUGUAUGUUUUCAAUGUAGAUUUGUCUUCACAUAGAAAGUUCUUAAUUGCUUUUACAAAGUCGGUGUAUGCUUCUUAUGUUUUUGGAAGACAAACUGUAUUCUACUAUACUUUCUAUUGUGUGGUAUUUCACAGGUGAGAAUCAGCAGGAUAGAACAUUUAAUAUAUUUUUACUCUUUAAAGAGUUAGAACAGAGCUUUUUACCUUACAGCAAAAGGUGGGGUGGGGUGGGUGUGUGGAGUGGCAAUAAAGAACUUUUUAAGCCACAAAGAGGGGGAAAACCAUCAAUAUUCAGAAUGGGUUGCCUCUCCAUUAUGAUAAUGAUUUCUGUGAUGUCCCCUCUUGUCUAGGUUCUGCUGUGUGAAUCCAUUAGAUUUACAGUAUCAUAAUGUACAAGUUGUCUUUAAAGUCUUCUCCUUUAGAAUAUUAAAUAUUCUACCAUUGAAGAGUUUGGUUGUGUAAUAACUUUUUGGUGCUUUAGAAGAAUAUUCUAAGCACAAAAUAAACUUUUCUAAGCACUUGACUGAAGCUGAAGACAGGUGUCAUUUCUAGUUUCAUAUUUAGAAAUGCUUAACUCCUUUGUAUUUGACAAUGUUGAAUAGUUGUGUCACCAUAUAUGUAUUUGAUAAGUGUAAUCAAAAGGCUGGAGUCAUACACAUCUUCUGUUACUUGAGAUGAUAGAGAAAAAUACUCAUUAAUUAAUUGUUCUAUUUUCUAGUGUUAUAGUAUACAUGACAUUAUCAAGUUUAAGUUUUUAAUGAUUAGAAAAUAUAUAUACAGAAAAUUAAAGUAGACUGAAUAUGUAGAGACUUGGUAUUUCAGAAAAGAUAUGAUAUUGUAUUUCUUUAGGAUUGUCAAUGUAGAUGUCUGAAUAAUCAAUUUUCUGUCACACCAGAGGCUUACAGGAAUUACAUUGGGGUCAUUUUACCUUUAACAGAACCUUUUUGUUUCUACAUUGACGUAAAGGGGCUCAACAUGGUAGCUUAGCUAGCAAAUUGUUGAGGAGGGAAUAAGGUGUAUCAGCAUCCUGGAGAACCUUGCCCCCUUGGCCCUCCCUCCUCUAUCACUCUAAUAGAAAAUGCAGUUUAUGCCACAUACUGCCUAAAUACUUAAAUGAGCAAGACUGACAGAAAAUUAAAUGCAGAUCCCAUAGCUAACAUUUUUCAUUCAUUGAGUACUGGAUCCGUGCUAUUUUCUGGUAAUAAUUCAUUUAGUCUAACUAUAGUAUGUGAUAACUGAACUUUAUCUAUCAUUCAGGUGAAUAGGCGCAGAGAGCUAUGGAAGAAAUUUGAAUCCGCAAAAUUUAAAAUCUUGUGCCUAUCUUCAGUAUAAGUAGUGAAAAUUUACUAAUCUAAAUGUGAAAUUACAAUAUAAAUUCAAAUUUUAGGGAGUUUCCAUUGUGAUUCUGGUAAUGAACUUGACUACUAUCCAUGAGGUUGUGAUUUGAUCCCUGGCCUCUCUCAGUGGCUUAAGUAUCUGGCCUUGCCUCCAGCUGUGGUGUAGGUUGCAGAUGUGGCUCAGAUCCUGUGUGGCUGUUGUGUAGGCUGGCAGCUGUAGCUGUGAUUCUACCCCUAGCCUGGGAACCUCCAUAUGCCACAAGUGUGGCCCUUAAAAAAAAAACAACACUACACUAAAAUUUAAAGAUUUUUACUCCUAUCAGAAUACUGUAACAAAUGCUCGUCAGAAAUACAAGAAUUUAGUAUUUGCAGUCUUGUACACAUUGGAGGAGUCAAGGUUAUUACUGUAAGCGGUGCUUUUGAAAGCAGUUUUCUCAAGUCAUUUGUGUCCUUAUUGAGCCCAGCGCAUAAAAUGGCUUAGUUCUGAACUUGUGAUAAACAUUUUUGAGUGAACCUUUUAAUUCAGAAUAUUCUGAUUCAUCACAGUAGUUUAAGUUAAAAUUCUUUCAAUAAAUUCUUUUCCCCAGCUUUAUUAAGGUAUGAUUGACAAAACAUUACUUCUGACAUGGAUCUCUUAUUAAUCAGAAAAUUGUUUGGGAUUGGAAUUUGUGUGGUCCUACUGAGUCUAAUUGUAUAAUUUUAAAAGUAAAUUUUACACUGAAUAUCCUAUUUAUAGAUUUAGUUAUGUUGGAAUUGCAUAUCCAGCAACUUUUACACUUAUUUUAAAACCAUUAAAACUAGGAAAACAAAUUAAAAUUAGAACAUUAAUAUAUAAGAUUGUACAUAUUUGAACUAAACAUUCAAAAUGUUCCUUCUCCUUAAUGAUUGCUUAUUUCGAUUAACUCAUACAAAUGGAGACAAUAUCAGUACUGUAUUGUGGCCAUUAAUGAAAUCAGCUGUCCUUCCUGUCGACCCAUUUGGCUCUGUGACAUUAUUUAUAAGCCUGUUUUCAUUGUAGUAUCACAACUCAGACUGGUUGUAUCCUGAAAAUGAAAAUAUAAGUCAGUUUACCAAA